CGCUUCACAUAUGCCGACGACGAGAGAGGCGCGGGGCGCGGGGCGCGGGCUAGCGGCCCGUUGCGCGUGCGCCGCGAUUCACCGGUCACUCAGCGAGCGACAGCCAACUAGGCGGACACUUUAUCGUCCUUGCGUGCAAUUUGAAUACGCGAAUAAAUUAUUAUAAUACAGUCCAAGUCUUAUUACACCGAAGUCCCGUUAGGGCUCCUUCAUUUUCUGGUCCUUCGAAGCGAAAAACCUGCAUACUUCCGUCGCAUUACAAAUGCAACGCAACGGUCAUUGACGUCGCGUGGUUUACAUUGACCGCGCCCAAGGACAAAGGACAAGAAGUCGUCUCCGUCAUCUACGUGGCAGCCUUUGUCGUCUGAAGAAGCUGAUGUCAGGGAGUAUAAUUCUGUAUUUGAGUGAGUCCAUCCAAUUACUUAUUUCCAACUUUCCCUAUUGAAAACUUCUUUUUGCUGAAAUUUUUAUUUUUUAAAUAUUUCUCUAUAAUUAAUCUUCUAGUUAUUCAAGUAAUAUAUUGCUUAAUUACUUCAUUGAUGCAUUAUUUAAUUAUUUCAUAACAAAAAGUACGCACGCACUUGACACGUGUUAACCUUGAAACCGGUCAAGUCUUAUCGCUUUGAAUAGAACCCGUUCGUCUACGCAAACAGGUGCUGCAUUUUUUAUAUCCAUUCAUUACGAUUCCUUUGUUUAAUUUUAUUUUUUAUGACUCUUUUUUUGUUUCACAUUGCAACAUAAAAACUUUAAGAUGUCUGAUAAUUUAAAAACCCUUAUUAAAAAACGUAGUUCAAUAAAGUCUAAAUUAACAAUAUUUAAUAAUUAUUUAAUGUUAAUAAAAAGCAGUCCCGAAUUAUCAGAGUUACAACGUCUUGACCUCAUGGAACGUUUUCGUAAAUUUGAAAAUUUAUAUAAUGAAUUUGAUGACCUGCAGAAUACGAUUGAACUACUUUCCGAGGAUGCCGAGUCUACGUUUACUGAGCGUGAGGACUUCGACCGUCAGUAUUUCAAUCUGGUGGCACUCACGCGCAGCCUGCUCGGUGCUUCGUCCAACGGUACUGGAUCUGAGGCGGGCUUCAAAGAUGCUGACUCAGGUGCACAUAUUUCCAAUUCAAGGAAUUUUAUUCGUUUGCCUAAAAUAGAUUUACCGCAUUUCGACGGGACCUAUCAAUGCUGGCUAGAAUUUCGCGAUACUUUUACAUCUUUAAUUCACAACAAUACUACCAUUAAUGAUAUCAAUAAAUUCCAUUACCUUCGAGCUUCACUCCAGGGUAAUGCAGCUUUAAUUAUUAAAAAUAUUGAUUUUAAAGGGGAUCAUUACAAUAUUGCAUGGGAUCUUUUAUGCGAACGAUACAAUAAUAAUCGCAUUCUCGUCAAUAACCACAUACAGGCCCUUUUUGAUGUCGAGUCAAUAACAAAUGAGUCUAGUGUUUCAAUUAGAAAUCUAGUUGAUACGAUCAAUAAAAAUGUAAGGGCAUUAACAACAUUAAAUCAGCCCACUCAAUAUUGGGAUACUUUACUCAUUUAUAUAAUGUCUAAAAAAUUAGAUUUAAAAACUAGUCGUGAUUGGGAAGAACAUAGAAACAAUACUUUAAAAGAUGAUCCCACUCUAGCACAAUUUUGUUCUUUUUUAAACAAAAAGGCAGAUUGGUUGGAAUCCGUCGAAUCAAAUAUUAAUCUUUCUCAAAAUAAUAUUAUUGUUGCUUUAAAUAAUAAUCAUUCAAAUAAAUUUGUUCCAGAUAAAACUACUCAAAUACCAAAAAAAUCUAAUAAUAAUUUUAAUAAAUGUCCGCUUUGCUCCCAAGCACAUGCUUUAUACAAAUGUGAUUCAUUUCGAAGUUUAUCUAUUGAAAGUCGCAUACAAAAGGCAAAUGAUUAUAAUGUUUGUCUUAAUUGCUUACGGUUAGGCCAUUCUGCUAAGCAAUGCAAACUAUCACAUUGCAAAUAUUGUAAAAUAAAACAUAAUACGCUUUUGCAUUUAAAUUCGAAUGACUUCAAAACUGUCAAUUCGUUGCUUUCUUCUUUGCACCUUGCUACGUCAAAUGUUGCACUUCCGGCCAAUUGCUUGCAGCUUGCUACUUCUGCGCAUGUAUUACUGUCCACAGCUCUGGUGAACGUGAUCGGCGCGUCGGGUAAAAAGUACACUGCACGUCUACUGCUGGACAACGGUAGCACGGCCAACUUUGUUACGCAGACAUUCUUCGAGAAACUGGGUUUGUUACGACGCGGUACUAGCACCAGGGUAACAGAUGCAUCGGAAAAGGCGUACGGGGCAUGUCUGUAUAUUCGAUCAAGUAGUGAUAAUGGCUCUACAAAUGUACAGCUUCUAGUCUCUAGAAACCGAAUAGCGCCUGUCAAACCGAUGACCAUACCGAGGCUUGAACUUUGCGGAGCUUUGUUAGGUGCAAGGCUGUGUACUAAGGCCAAAUCCAAAUGGUUUAGUUCCAGAGGGGAGGUGAAACCAGGGUCUUUAGUCCUAAUCAAGGACAAAACAACACCACCGCUGCUUUGGUCCCUGGGUCGGGUCACACAGACCUUUCCCGGCGUAGACGGAGUCACGCGGGUGGCAGAAAUCAAAACGAAGAGAGGAACAAUUCGUCGCGCUUUCAAGAACAUCUGCCCCCUUCCUGAUCAAGAUUGAAGAGCACUCUUCAACCCGGGGAGUAUGUCGGCGCUUCACAUAUGCCGACGACGAGAGAGGCGCGGGGCGCGGGGCGCGGGCUAGCGGCCCGUUGCGCGUGCGCCGCGAUUCACCGGUCACUCAGCGAGCGACAGCCAACUAGGCGGACACUUUAUCGUCCUUGCGUGCAAUUUGAAUACGCGAAUAAAUUAUUAUAAUACA
Nymphalis io (European peacock) is the source of this 2842-nucleotide messenger RNA. RefSeq lists its product as uncharacterized. Lineage: Eukaryota; Metazoa; Arthropoda; Insecta; Lepidoptera; Nymphalidae. The record is from RefSeq and is a predicted model, not a curated record. Bases 752 to 2641 code for a protein of 629 amino acids. The transcript has 3 exons.